Molecule: messenger RNA, 5566 nt
Organism: Girardinichthys multiradiatus
Lineage: Eukaryota; Metazoa; Chordata; Actinopteri; Cyprinodontiformes; Goodeidae
Gene: csf1rb
Product: colony stimulating factor 1 receptor, b
Exons: 22
Coding region: 51-3119 (1022 amino acids)
Biological process (GO): cytokine-mediated signaling pathway; positive regulation of kinase activity; multicellular organism development
Cellular component (GO): signaling receptor complex; CSF1-CSF1R complex
Molecular function (GO): macrophage colony-stimulating factor receptor activity; cytokine binding; ATP binding
Source: RefSeq, a predicted model, not a curated record
GGAAGUUUCUCCUUCAGUCACAUUCAGUUCAACUUCAAUCUGAGAGAGAGAUGAGGCUCCAUUCACUGCUACUGUUGCUCGCCCUCAGUGGGUGCUCCGCCACAGAACCUCCUGGACCCACAGAGAUCCUCAUAAACUCGGACCUCCAACCAAACCAGUCAGAAGUAGUUCUGACCGCUGGUUCUAAGUUCCAACUUGGUUGCCGUGGUACCGGAUUGGUGCGCAUGUCCACCAAUGCGCUUCGUGUGUUCCCAGUGGGCAAACUGAAUUCCUCUGAGUUUGUAAGUGUGAAUCCGAGACACACCGGUACAUACCAUUGCAUGUAUACCAACCAGAGCCUGAGCCACCUGAACACCUGGAUACACCUGUAUGUCAAAGAUACAGGUAACCCCUCUACCGUAUUUGUCACGCCUCGCAGCUCACCUACUCUUAAAGAGGAUGAUGAUUUCCUGUUCAGGUGUCUGCUGACUGACCCAUCAGUCACAAACCUCACCCUCCAACCAGAAGACAGGGGGAAGGACCUGCCCCCAGGUAUGAACGUCACCUUAGACCCUCGAAGAGGAGCCCUGAUCACAAACGUGAGGAUGUCCUUUAAAGGCCGGUAUACCUGUUCAGGUUGGAAAAAUGGACAAGAGUUCCGAUCCAAACCACUUGACCUGCUGGUUGCUCCCAGGCUGCGUCACCCUCCCUUCCUGUUUGUCCGCCAGGUUGAAUUUGUCCGUCUGGAGGGAGAGUUGUUUACAGUCACCUGUCAGACCCGGAACCCUUCACACUACUACAUUGUCAUCUGGACACACCCACAUAUACAGAACCUGACGAUCCGUGAAAGCAAGCUCUACGAAAACGGGUACUUGAACAUCAACAGUACUUUGACCGUCUCUGCUGUCAGCCGGUCACACAGUGGACCGUACAUCUGUACUGCUCUUAACGAAGCUGGUGAUGCCCAAGCAACCACCCACCUGAGUGUCUUGGAUCAUCCCUACAUGAUUAUCUAUUUCAGCCUUCAGACGGCUGACACCCAACGACUAUCUAGUGACCAAUUUGGUAACUUCAGCAGAGGACUCAGGGGGGCAACUGCGGAACCAGCUCCUAUCAGCAUCAGUUUAGAGAAAAAGCAGGGAGAACUGAUUUUUAAUGUUACUGGUAGCAAAACAGACAGAGAGAGCAGCAUUUACAUUAGUGGCUGCAGGACAGUGGAGGUGUACGAAGGUGGAGACCUGACCAUUACCUGGAUCAUGGAGGCCUAUCCCCCAAUCAGACAGCAUCACUGGAUGACACCAGAACACGUAACCAAUGUUGGCAACAGCAGCGUAUAUGAGAGGAGCUACACUGCCAAAGACUACAGGUCGGAUGCAAACCUUCUGCUGCGGCGGGUGCGUAAGGAGGAUGUCGGUCGAUAUUCUUUUAAUUUUUCUAACUCAUUCUUUAACGGGUCUCUGGAUGUUGAUCUACGGAUCUACCGUUCUCCGACUGUUAGUAUCACUCAGCAGAACCACUCCCUGAUGUGCAGCAGCUCUGGUUAUCCAUGGCCCACAGUCCUCUGGUUGAUCUGCACUGACAAGAACAUGUGUGCUAACAGUUCCACCUAUCAGGUGUCUCCACCUGCUGUAACCUCAGAGGAAGGGGAGGAGGUGAGGAUACUCUUCCCACUGUCCGCUCAUGAUGAUGAUUUCACAGUCAUGUGUAUGGCACACAACCUGGUGGGCGAGUCUCGUCAAGUGUUUGUUCACCGUUCUACUGGACUUUACACUAUCUUCACUCCUGCUAUGAUUGGAGCUCUGAGUGUUUCCUGCAUCCUCCUCCUGCUGUUGGUAGUUGUGUUUUACAAGUGCAAACAGAAACCAAAGUAUGAAAUUCUGUGGAAGAUCAUUGAGAGCAACGAUGGGAACAACUACACCUUUGUGGACCCCACCCAGCUGCCGUACAAUCAGAAGUGGGAGUUUCCUCGAGACAAACUGCGACUCGGUGCCGUUCUGGGCUCAGGGGCUUUUGGCAAGGUUGUUGAAGCAACGGCGUACGGUAUGGAAACCGAAAACAAGGCCACCAGAGUCGCGGUCAAGAUGCUGAAAUCAAACGCUCACACAGAGGAACGGGAGGCUCUGAUGUCAGAGCUGAAGAUCCUUAGCCAUCUUGGUUACCAUGACAACAUCGUCAACCUGCUGGGAGCGUGCACGCAAGGAGGCCCCAUGCUAAUGAUCACAGAGUACUGUAGCCAUGGUGACCUACUCAACUUCCUGCGGGCUCACGCUCAGGACUUCAUGGCGUCCGUGAUAACAGUAGACGAGGUUGGAGAUGAGGUGUUCUAUAAGAACGUGACACAGCAAGAAAAGCUGCGCAGUGACAGUGGGAUCUCAUGCUGGUCAGAGUACCAGGAGAUGCAACCGGCCCUGUUUCCAGGUCAAAAUGACCAAGGUGAACACAUGUUCAGUCUGUCUCUCUGUGACCUCAUGAGGUUUUCCUACCAUGUGGCUCAGGGACUUGACUUCCUGUCCUCCAAAAAUUGCAUCCACAGAGAUGUGGCAGCAAGAAACGUCCUGCUGACGGAUUUUCGUGUUGCAAAAAUCUGUGACUUUGGUUUGGCUCGAGACAUUCGAAACGAUGACAGCUACAUUGUUCAGGGAAAUGCCCGGCUGCCGGUAAAGUGGAUGGCACCAGAGAGCAUCUUUCAGUGUCUCUACACAGUACAAAGUGAUGUCUGGUCCUACGGAGUCCUGCUGUGGGAGAUCUUCUCUCUGGGUAAGAGCCCAUAUCCCAAUGUUGUGGUGGAUACCAACUUCUACAAGAUGAUCAAAGAUGGCCACCACAUGGAGCAACCAGAGUUCGCUCCAAAUGAAAUGUAUCACCUCAUGAAACUCUGCUGGAGUCUGGAGCCCACCCACAGACCAACCUUUAAAACCAUUGGUCAGCUCAUCAAGAGUCUCCUCCCCUUGACCAAUGACAUGAUGCCAUGUCAGAGCGACCAGGUGAUGUAUAAAAACAUUGAUGAAUGCAGACAAGAAGAAGAAGAGGAGGUCCGAGGUAGUGCACUGAAGAGAAAAGAAGAGCAAGAUCACCAUGACGACUGUGAAGAUGGAGAGGAGAGGGAGCCGACAAUGAACAACAUCUACCAGCUCUCCUGAACCUAUCACCUAAUCAGUUUCGGUUGCUAGUGAAACUUUAUAGACAAUCUCACAUUGACAAAUGAAAAUCAGUGUCAAUUUAUUCCAAUAACAAAGUUCUCUAUCGUCAGUCAAAGAAAAGAAAACUCUAAAUGCAGAGAAAACAUCAUUUGUUCUAGCAAGGUCUCAGAAUCUGCUGGAAUUAAAAGCCAAAGAAAGGAUUGAGACUUGAACUGAGCAGAAAACGAUUGCACUGCUUUGGUACAGCCACCGUAGAAGCAGGAAAGGCUUUUAGAUCUUUGUCUAAGCCAAGCCCAAAUUUAUGACCAGAGUGGUCGGAAACUACUUUACAACCAGAUCUUUACAUCAUUUAGACAUUUCAGAAUGAAAUGAAACAUUAUGAAAAUGUAUCUACAUCUAUAAAUAAUAGAUAAUGAUUUAAUGUGACAAUUAAAUUGUGCUAUGAUUGAAUGCAUAUUAAAUCUCAGCUCAUUAUUAUGAAAUAUAUUUUAUUUUCCAUUAAAAAUCAGCUUUAUAAUAUAAAAGACUGUCAUAUAAAAGGUCAAGGUUUAGGAAGGAUGGUGGAGUUUUUUUAAUGUCAUUCAGCUCUGGUUACCUUAGCAGAUCAAACUGAGGGGAAUAAUUUAUCAUAUGAGGCCAUUGUGAGUUGUUUGGAUGACAUCUUUCAAAUGAUCGGGAUGAUAAUUGCUCUCCAGAAUGUUAGCAUCGACGAUGCCAUUGUGGAUCCCCCGAGAGCCAGCAUUCAAGACUUUAGUGGUGUCUGGCAUAACCAUCGGGGUUAUUGCUGUUAUGUUUUCUGUGUCGCCCAGCACAGUUCACUGCGUACCGGUGAGCCGGCAGUCAUGCCAGCCGACGUUAGCUCUGAUGGCUGCUGAGGAGGUCAUGCAAUCAUUUAAAUCUGGUGUACUGGAACAGAGGCACAUUUAAAACAUGUAGGGCAGGGGUACUAGAGGAGCAGGGUUGGGAAACACUGGUAUAGAUGAGCCUCUAACAUCAUCUGAGAGAUUGUGUUGUCACCUCUCAUGAUUGUGGAGAAAAGAAUUGCUGAAAGUGACACAAAAAAAUAUAACAGAUAAGCAUUAGUAGCUACUUUGACCCGUUAUUUCUCCAACAAUCUACAAUAAAAUUAUUUAUUUUUUACAUAAACAUGUAUGUGAAAGUUGUAAAUAUGUCAUUAAUAUACAUUUUCUGAAGGUUACUUUUCUGUUUUCCUCUUAAUUACUCAACCGUUGCCUGGAUUGGCAUCUGGUCUGCUCUAUUGUCUGCGUGAAGCUGAUCUUUAACAGAGAGCUGACAUCACCGGCGUGACUGUCGACUCACUGGACCGCAGUGAACUGUGCUGUGGUCUGCAUAUUCUUGACUACAUAAAAAUAGCCUCAACAAUAAUUUCAAUUAUUAGGUAAAAAUUUUAUAUGAAAAUUCUUUUAUAUUAUAAAGUUGAUUUUUAAUGGAAAAUGAAAUAUAUUUCAUAAUAAUGAAUGAGAAUUUAAUAUGCAUUCAAUUAUUUCACAAUAUCAUUGUCACAUUAAAUCAUUAUCUGUUAUUUAUAGAUGUAGAUACUUAUUUCACGAUGUUUCAUUUAUUUAUUUAAUUUUGAACGCUUUGGCGUCCAUAGGCAGCCCCCACAGGUAAAAGGAGCUGCAGAAGAGGAGUACUGACCAGGAGUAUAUGACUUAAAGCCGGAUUUAGAUGAUGAGCCUCAAAUACCAAGCAGCUCUGAGAGCAGAAUAUUAUGGUCCAUAGAGAACUAAAACAGCAGAGUUUCCUGAAUCAACUGUUAAAACUCUUCACAUGGCCUUCUCUGUACUAUGGCCAGAGCUUAAACCAGACCAGAACUUUUCAUUGAUGCUGUUGGAUCUCAAAUAAUUCUGAAAUCAAAAUUACUUUCUCUGAAAUCUUGGAAAAAGGUGGUUUAGAUGUUUGUCUGUUGUUAGAAAUCCCUGUUGGAUGAACAUCCUAUUUUAUAAGUGGCUGCACGUUAAAAAGCAGCGAGAAGAAAGGGACAUACUGUCGGGGGGCUGUCUCCAGUGGUCAGAGAAAGGGUUCCUCCUGGAUGGGUCAUCAGUUCAACAACAGGCAACAUUUCGCUUCAGCUUUCUAAAGAAAUAAAUCAUUUUGUCUAAUUUUGGUGAUUUUACCUAUGAAGAACGACUUCUUCCUGUUUGUGUUUUAGUCAUGUUAGGUUCUUCAGUGUUGGAUGUUAAACUGAGGCGUGUUCCUUCUUGUCUGAAACAUGUUAAAUGUAACAUGUUAAUAUCAUGCUCGAUGUUUGAAUCAUAUUGUGUCAUAAACCGAACAGGAAAUAGGAUAUGACCUUCAGAGUAAAGGUCUGGGUCUAUCUGUUCCUAGCAUCAAGUGUUUGACCUUUAGUUAGUUCUCAAAGGUUCUCCUCAGGUUCUCACCAGAGAUGGACUCUGAUAUUCAUGAAUAAAUCCAAAUGAACAAAC